Phragmites australis (common reed) is the source of this 1332-nucleotide messenger RNA. Its product is annotated as eukaryotic translation initiation factor 3 subunit F-like. Gene Ontology annotation, molecular function: translation initiation factor binding; metallopeptidase activity; translation initiation factor activity. The transcript is spliced from 6 exons. Gene Ontology annotation, biological process: translational initiation. Bases 125 to 985 code for a protein of 286 amino acids. The record is from RefSeq and is a predicted model, not a curated record. Lineage: Eukaryota; Viridiplantae; Streptophyta; Magnoliopsida; Poales; Poaceae. Gene Ontology annotation, cellular component: eukaryotic translation initiation factor 3 complex, eIF3m.
GGAGGAGGAGGAGGAAGAAACAACAAAGGAAGGAGGCAAACCCUACCCACCACCCCUCCCCUCCCCUUCUCUUCUCUUGGCUUCGCCGCCGCCCAACCCUCGUCGCUUUCUCUGUCUCCACGCCAUGGCGGCCUCCCCCGCUCUCCUCUUCCCUUCCUCCUCCUCCUCCUCCUCGCCGGCGUCGGCGCGGGUGGAGGCGGUGGUGCUCUUCAACAUCUGCGACAGCUACGUGCGCCGCCCGGACCAGGCGGACCGCGUCAUCGGCACCCUCCUCGGCUCCCUCCUCCCCGACGGCACCGUACACGUCCGCAACUCCUACGUCGUCCCCCACAGCGAGUCCGCUGACCAGGUCGCAAUCGACAUCGAGUACCACCAUAACAUGUACGCCUCGCACCAGAAGGUCAACCCCAAGGAAGUCAUCGUCGGAUGGUUCUCGACUGGCUUUGGUGUUUCAGGCGGCAGUACACUUAUCCACGACUUCUAUUCAAGGGAAGUACAAAACCCCAUUCAUCUUACAGUUGACACUGGCUUCACUAGGGGAGAGGCUUCCGUCAAAGCCUAUAUCUCAUCCAACCUGUCCCUCGGAGAUAGGCACCUCGCUGCACAAUUUCAGGAAAUUCCUCUGGAUCUGAGGAUGAUUGAGGCAGAAAAAGCUGGAUUUGAGAUCCUGAAAUCUACAAUGGUGGAGAAGCUUCCCAAUGAUCUGGAAGGAAUGGAGUCUUCAAUGGAAAAGCUCUACAUUCUUAUUGAUGAGAUCUACAAAUAUGUCGAUGAUGUUGUGGAAGGACGUGUGGCACCUGACAACAGAAUUGGGAGGUUCAUUGCUGACUCAGUUGCUUCAAUGCCCAAAUUGUCUCCGGCUGCUUUUGAUAAGCUUUUCAAUGACAAGAUUCAGGAUAACCUUGCGCUGGUAUACCUAUCAAGCAUCACAAGGACACAGAUCAGCAUAGCCGAGAAGUUGAACACUGCUGCUCAAGUCCUGUAAUUUCGCUGGGUUGAUUACCUCGUGCUAUUUGUGAUGUUUUGCAUCUCUGCCCAAUCGAAACAUCUGGAUCAUUGGCAGAAAUGCAUUUUUGUACUUGUUAAAUGAGAUCUAAAGAAAAGAGUUUGUUGUGGUGAGAUCCCAUAAUAUUAGUAGCGCGAAAGGCCGAGACGUGUCUGUUGGGUUAAUGUUAUGCUUCUAGUCGAAUAUUUGUAGUGCUUGAUUUUGUGUAGCAACACAGCAAAUGGUGGCGUAAAUUGUCUUGAUUUCCUUUUUUUGCCCGAGGAGGAACCCAAUGUGAAACAAUGAUCAGGUUUGCUCUACAACCGCGUCAUUUGGAGCUGUAGUUU